AUGGACGCGGCGGAGAGGCAGCUGAUUCUAGGGGGCGAGGCGGCCGCUCUGAUCGCGACAAUGCGUCAGAACGAGCGCUGGGAUGCCGCUGGUAUGGAGGUUGACCCCCUCCUGGGCGAUUUGCAGCGGCUCCGGCGCGAGGCGUACCGCUCCGACGACGCCUGGCGCGCGGAACCGUACCGCUGCUUCGCACCCUUCAUCGAGGUCGUGCGGGCAGCGGAGGCGAACAGCGUGAUCACUGCGGUGGCGCUCAGAGCAGUGGAGAAGCUCCUUUCGUUCGAGUUCAUCGACGUUCAGCUGCCUGUGGCGUCCGACGCGAUCACGGAAGUGGUCCGCGGGAUCAUGGAGUGCAAGUUCGAGAGCACGGGGCGGUCGGACGACGAAAACAUCCUCAUGCGGAUGCUGCAGGCGCUGCAAGCUUGCGUGCGCUGCCAAGCCGGGGCCACCCUGUCCGACGAGGGCCUGCUCCUGGUCCUCAGGACCUGCCACCAGCUCGGCAUGAACUCCGUGAACGAGUCCGACAUCCUCAAGCACAGCUGCCGUCAAAUCCUCUUCGAGAUCGUGUCCGAGGUCUUCUCACGAAUCGCCAUGGGCGCGAAGGCCCCCUCCCACGCCCUGGGGCCCCUCGGCUUCCUCCUAGCCCUCUGCGAACCCCCUCCGCCUACCGCCGGGGGCGUGCAAUCGCCCGCCGCGGAGGAGACGGCGCUGCUGGCGCUCGAGCUGCUCGACACCGCGCUCAAGCUCGGCGGCGCCGCGCUCGCCCGCGACCAGGAGGUCGUCGCCUGGGUCCUGGGACCCCUGUUCUCGAAAAUCGUGCAAGUCGCGACACAGCCCGAACCCUCCUUCCUGGCGUGGGUGUGCAGCAUGGCGCUGACGCUCUACAUCCACCUGGGCCACACCGCGCUGCUGUACCUCGACACGCUCCUCCGCGGCGUGUUGCUGCCGAUCGCGCGCGGGGAGAGCGCGGCGUCGCAGGCUGCGCAGGAGGCCGCGCUCGAGGGCGUCCUGGACCUGCUCCACCAGCCGUGCUUCGCCACCGACAUCUUCGCGUCCCUCGACUGCCGGAUUGAGCGCUCGAACCUCUUUGAGCAGAUCUGCCUGCUUCUCGCCGACGUGUCGCACCCGGUGGGCUCCAAGCCGCUCGGGCCGAUCCAGCUGCUCGCCGUCGAGGGCCUCUUCGCCAUCCUCGGCACGCUCGAGGCGUGCGCAGAGGACGGCGCCGAGGCGUCGGCGUCGUUCGGCAAGCGGGUGCCCCUGAUCGGGCGACUCAUGCUGGAGCGCGAGCGCGCGGCGGCGGACGGCGCCGGCGGCGACGGGGAGUGGGGCGGGGAGUACGUGGACGUGUGGGGGGUGUUGAACCGCGACGAGCUGGUGUCGGUGGCGACGCUCGGGCGGUCGGCGGGCGAGGAGGCGGCUCCGGGGCCGAACGCGGACGCGGGAAUGGAGGAUCUGCUUUUAGGAUGUUUGCUGGAAAAACACAUCAAGAACAUACUGCAGGUGGCGGCGGAGCACUUCAACAAGAGCCCGAAGCAGGGCCUCAAGUACCUGCAGAGCGUCAAGCUGCUCCCGCGGACGGGCGACGGCGAGGGCCCGGAAGCAAUCCCGCCCGCGAAAGUCGCGGUGUUCCUGCGCAAGUCCCUCGGGCUGGACCAGCACCAGGUCGGGCUGCAGGUCGGCGGCGCGAAGCCGCACCAGCAGGAGCUCCUGCGGCACUUCGUCGCGCUGUGCGACUUCCGCGGCCUCGGCGUCGACGACGCGUUGCGCUUCUUCUUCGACAACUUCAACCCCGGCGGCGAGGCGCAGGUGCUCGACCGCGUGCUCAAGGCCUUCGGGGAGCACUACUUCGCGCUGAACGGGCGCAGCGAGGAGCGCCCGGACGCGAUGCUGGUCUCCGCGGAGCAGACGAGCGACCUGGCGUACUUCAUGACGGUUCUCAACAGCAUCCACCACAGCGCGAACCCCUCGGUGAAGAAGAUGUCGCGCGGGGACUUCGUGAACGUGAUGCGCGGGACCACCGCGGGCGACCAGUACACUACGGAGUACCUCGAGGGGAUUUACGACUCCGUGGCGGCGCACGCGAUCCGCUCGACGGCCGACAUGCCCGAGGACGCGCGCGCGCUGACGUUCUCGCAGCUGAUCCAGGUCCGCCAGGAGGCGCGCUCGCUCCGCGGCAAGAUGCUGCACACGGAGCCGCCGGCGUGCCCGUUCCUGGACCUGCUGCUGAACUGCGCGUGGGGCCCCGCGCUCGCGUCGAUGAUCGUCGUGCUCGACUCCGAGGUCGACGGCUCCGCGGUCGAGAAGGCGCUCACGGGCGUGCGCCUCAUCGUGCGCGUCGCCACGCACUUCAAUCUCAUGGAAGCAGUCGACGCAGCGGUGACCUCGCUGUGCCGGCUGACGUCGAUCCUGGACCCGCGCGACGCUGCGUGCAUCGUGAAGUACGGCACGGACACGUCGAUGCAGCGCGUCGUCGAGACCGUGUUCGAUUUGGUGCAUGCGUACGGCGACCACCUGGACGUGUCGUGGGGGCCCGUGGUCGCGCUGAUCCUCAAGCUGGAGCGCGCCGGGAUCGUGCAGCUCGGGGACGUGUGCAACAGCGCGAUGGAGGACGGCGCGGACGCCGCGGAGCGGCCUGCGGCGCCGCCGCAGGGCGCGGACGACGGCAGCGCGGACGACGGCGACGGCGACGGCGCGAGCGCCGGCGAGAAGCUGCUGCCGACGGGCGCGCCGCUCCACAAGGACGACUCCACGGGCUCCGGGUUCAUGCGGUCGUUCCAGAGCCUGUUCACCGGCCGCGACGACACGUCGGCGCUGCUGUCCAGCAAAGAGGGGCAGCGGGCGCGCGCCGCGGCGCUGCAGUCCGCGGCGCGCCUGCGGCUCGGCGAGCUGCUCGCGGACUCCAAGUUCCUCACGCGCGGCUCGCUCGCGGCGCUGUGCCAGGCGCUCCUCGCAGCCUCGGGCAUCCAGGGCCGCGGCGACGGCAUGGCGCCGCAGGGGCGCAAGGCGGCGGCGGCGUCGUUCGGGUCGGCGGUCGCGGCGCUGCAGAUCCUCAUCGCGGUCGCGCUGCGGAACCGCGACCGCGUGCAGGUCGUCUGGCCGCACCUGCAAGCCUUUCUGGAGGGGGCCUUGCGCCCGGCCGACGGCGGCGACGGGAGCGUGGUGGCGUCGGGCGGGGACGGGGCGCGGCUGCUGCUGUCGCGCGCGGUGUGCGGGGCGCUGCAGAUAUGCCGGCGGCUCCUGUGCUACAAGGAGGGGUCGGAAAAAUACCUGACGUCAGCGCUGCACUCUCUCCUGCAUAUGGACCCGCGGGACGCGUGGGACCAGGCGCACGCCAUCGCCAGCGAGCUCUCGCUGCUCCUCCGGACGUCCGCGCGCCACAUCCGCUCCCCGAACGCGUGGAAGCCGAUCCAGGUGCUGCUGAACGCCACCGCGCGGCACCCGCAGGCGGGGCCUGUGGUGUGCCACGCACUGGCGGUGCUGCUGUCGUCGUCCGCGGACGAGGCGGCGCGCAUCGCGACGCCGAUGCCGCUCGCGGGCUUCCAGAGCCUGCUGGCCGUCGUGACGGCCAUGAUGGACUCCGCGGACAGCACGGAAGAGGCCGAGACGGCGCUCGCGCUCCUGCAGGACGCGGGCCUGUGGCUCUGUCGCAACGGGCGCUCCCAGGUGGCGUCAGGGGAGGGGUUUGCCGCCGACACCCCCCCCUCGGAGCGCGAGGGCGCGCUGCAGCACGGCUUCGGCGCCCUCAUGGGCGUCGUCACGGACCUCUGCCGCGCCCCCGACCACCGCGUCAGGGAGGGGGCUGUUAAGAUUCUCCUCGAGCUGACAGCAGCGGCGGGGGAGUUGAGCCUCGGCGGCGGCGCGUGGGUCGACAUCCUCCAGGGCCACGUCCUCCCGCUUCUCGAGCACCUGCUCGCGUCGCAGCGCGCGCUCCCGGACGGCACGCGCCUGCUGCGCGCCGGCGUCACGGCGCUGUCGCGCGCGGUGCUGCACGAGCUCGGCCCGCUGGCGAACGACCCGGGCUUCCCCGCGGUGUGGUCGCGCGCGCUCACGCUGAUGGAGUCGUGCAUGAGCCUCGAUUCCGAGGAGGUGUCCGAGGCGGUGCCGGAGACCCUGCGCAACAUGCUGGUGGUCAUGGCGAGGAGUCAGGUCCUGACGCCGCAGUGGAAGGAGGCGCAGUCCGGGCGCGACAUGUGGGGCCUCACGUGGCGGCUGGCGCGCUCGGUGUCGCAGUCGCUGACGCCAGAACUCAUCUUGCAGACCUGA
Molecule: messenger RNA, 4260 nt
Organism: Pedinophyceae sp. YPF-701
Lineage: Eukaryota; Viridiplantae; Chlorophyta; Pedinophyceae
Source: the annotation of a GenBank genome assembly